AUUGGAUGCCGCGUUUGUUUAGUUCUGUUUUUCUUUUAUUGUUUACGUCAAGGAAUAUUCUUGAAAUUGAAAGGUUGAGAAAGCUAUUCUACAGUGAAAACGAUAAUGUUGAAAUGUGUCAUGUAGAAAGAAUCCAUUCAUGUUGCAUACAAUUUAAAAUUAACUUGGAAGUUCUAUAGUGUUUGUCGUUUCCUUCCCAUUUCAUUUAGUCAAGUUUAUUAGCUUAGUCUAUAAAUUUAGAAAUGUCAACUUUAUGGACUGGAAGCAUUGUAUCAGUAGAUUGUGGUGAUGUCCUUGGAGUUUUUGAGGGAGAAAUUUCAAACGUGGAUGAUUUAAACCAAACCUUAUCUUUAAUCAAUGUUAGUAGAAAUUCAACUAAAUGUCAAGUUCCUGAGGUAACUCUGAGUACUCUUGAUAUUAAGAGCUUAAAGCUCAUUGAAUCUACUGUUAAAAAGAAUAAACAAACAAAUACUGUUGAGAAGUCUGCUUUCUCAUCACCUACAAAAAAUGGGUGUUCUAGUUCACCAGUUCUUUUAGACAGCCAAAAAAAGAAAGGGGAAAACAAGAAAAAAAAUGGAAAAAGAGCUGAUCCCAAAAAAUGGCUUAAAGAGCGAGAUGAAGCUUGUUUUAGUGCUACAGUCGACAGCGAGACCUUUGAUACAGAUUUUGACUUUGAAAAAAAUCUUGCCUUAUUUGACAAGAAGGCUGUUUUUGAAGAAAUAAGUGCACUAUGUAAAAUGGAUCAUGUUAAAUUAGUUGACUGUAAUAAGAAAGGUCAAACAAAAUAUCGUCAUGAUGAGAAUGUUUUAAAUAAUGAUGUACCGAUUCUGAAGCAAAUUUCUGUGUCAUGUCAGAGUAACAAAGAAUAUGUAACUGAUUCUGGACUGGUGGUGCCUAGUGUUACAAUGGAGUUUAAAAACCUCCUCUAUGAAAAAGCUGAACUGGUCGGAUUAACUCCACAGGUUAGAUUGGAAAUGAUAGGGCGUGCUGCUACUGAAAUGGUUCUACAAUUAGUUGGUGGUUGCCAUCGUCUGACUCCACAGAAUACCCAUCAGAGACCAACGGUCGUUAUUUUAUGUGGUCUGCAUGUUCAAGGAGCUCAGGCUGUCAAUUGUGGUCGUCAAUUAGCUAAUCAUUGUGUAAAUGUUUCACUUUUAACUCCUUCACAAUCUGUUGAACAUCAAUCUGAGGUAACAAGGGAGUUAAAAUUAUACAAGUUAAGUGACGGCAAUAUGGUAUAUAAUGUAACAGCAUUACCUCCUACUGUUGACAUUAUACUUGAUGCACUAGAACCUCAUAGCCCCAGCAAUUCCAUUGACAACAAACAAUGGUUACAGACUGCUAGAGCCUGGGCAAAACAGUCAAAAGCUCCAGUCAUGGGCUUGGACCCCCCACCUGAUUAUGUGUCUUCAGGUUUAAAGUACUUACUGACUCCAGUACUUCCAUUAGCCUAUAAGAACGAUCAGUGUAGCAUUUAUAUUUGUGAUAUUGGACUUCCUAAAAAACUAUUUGACAGUAUUAAUGGCUGUACAUAUUCUUCACCCUUCGGGUCGAAGUUUGUUAUUCCCCUGUACCUGAGAAAUGAUCAACGGUGAAUGAUGAUUUUAAUCUUACUGUUAUUUAUUUAUUUAUGUUAAAUGCACAAACUGAAAAUAUAUUGGGUUCAUGUACAAAUUUAAAUUUAUCCAUACUACAGCUGGAACGGAAAGAACGAAAGUGACACUAUUUAAAAUGUUGUUCUUUUUCUUGUGCCUUAUUCAUGAACAAUUAAAUUUUAUGAAUUUCAUUAUGGUGGCUUUACUUACUAUGUAAUUAUUAUAUACUUUUUUUAUGAUAAGUUAUUUUUUGGGGCCAACAUAUACUUAUAAAUAGGCUUAUACUUGUGAUGUACAGUGUACUAUGUUGUACAAAAUUCUAGUGUACUGAGUGCACAUUUUGCCAAAUAAAAGUUUUAUUAAUA
Parasteatoda tepidariorum (common house spider) is the source of this 1960-nucleotide messenger RNA. It is a transcript of the gene Edc3, whose product is annotated as Enhancer of mRNA-decapping protein 3. The record is from RefSeq and is a predicted model, not a curated record. Gene Ontology annotation, molecular function: mRNA binding. Gene Ontology annotation, cellular component: P-body. NCBI's taxonomy places the organism in Eukaryota, Metazoa, Arthropoda, Arachnida, Araneae, Theridiidae. Gene Ontology annotation, biological process: deadenylation-independent decapping of nuclear-transcribed mRNA; P-body assembly.